GUUUAGUUAGAUAAUAAUUCAAAUAAUAGCAAAUUGCAUUUAUUUAAUUAGAGGUUUAAUUGAAUUUGAAUUCGUAAUGUAUACCAUCGAUGAGUUUUCUGAAGCGAAUUGUACCAACUUUUUACUUUUCCUAAAAGACAAAUGGGAUGAAAUUCACAACAAAACAAACAUAUUUAGAUACAAAAUCGACAACACAAGCGAAAAAGUCAUUGAUGGGUAUUUGUUACAGUUGAACCCAGAUCGAUGUAGCAAAAGGAGAACUCCAGAAAAAAUAGAAUCUGUGUGUCAACCUUUUAAUAAAAACAAAUUCAAUUUCACAAAAGUAUCACCAGAAGAAAUUAUAACUAGCCUAAGAGAUAAAAGUCUUGAUGAAGUUUCCACUGUAUUGGUGAAUGUGAGUCCCAUAUCACGUUACCACAGUUUGUUUUGCCCAGCACUCAAUAGUUGUUUGCCACAAAUUGCAACAGAACAAGAUUUGAACUUGGUCAUAAAGUUAAUGUUGAUCACGUCUGACCGGGCAUUUCGCAUUGGUUUCAACAGUUUGUGUGCACUAGCAUCUGUCAACCAUUUACAUUAUCACUUAUUUGUGGAGAAGCAAAUAUUGCCAGUAGAAAAUGCGGAAUACAUACAUUUAAUUGGUCCCGUUUUCUGUCUCUAUAACUAUCCUGUCCCGUCGUUUUGCUUUCAAGUGCGACAAGAAGACUGCACGCUUAAUAUAGCAGGAGAUGUGAACAAAUUACUGCAAUAUUUCUUGACAAACGACAUAGCACAUAAUAUAUUUAUGACAAAAGGUCGAAAAUUGAACGGAGGCACCGAAGAAAUUGUUCGAAUACUGGUGUGGCCCAGGAAGUCCAGUGCAGGUGCAAAACAAUUGGAAGCGUUUAAUGUAGCAGUGUGCGAAUUAAGCGGCUGGUUUCCUGUAUACAAUGUCGAUGACUUCGAGCGACUCCAGGCAUCGGAUUUGGAAGCCGAAUUGAGAAAGUGGAGAGUGGACAAUUUCGAUGAGUUGUGCAAUGAAAUAAAAAAUCUAUUUUCAUAGUAAUUGAAGAUGGAAAUCGAAUUUGUAGCCCUUGCUUUCAAAGAGCACUGCGCUACAGUCAGCGUCGUCUGAGGCAAGAGGUACCAGCAGUUGCUGGAGCUGAACCGGCAGUAGAAGUUGAACCAGCAGUGGUAGCUGAACCAACAGUGGGAGCUGAACCAGCACUAGAUGAAAAUGUGGAACAUGCUCUACCCGCUCAAAAUGUUUUGAGAUUUCCUGUGCCAGGAUUCACUAGAGCGACUUUUAACACAAAGUUGUGUAUUUUUCAAAAUUGUAACGGCCUACAACUAACCAGAAUUAAUAAUAUUCUGAGAUCCACGAUUUCGCGAGAUAAAAGUUUUUAUAUACCAUUCGGCGCAAGAGUCUGUGAAGAACACCGUUUUGAUCCUGCAUGGAAUGAUAUACCAGCUAUUGUGCGCCAUGUGUAUGCCUUGUUUUCACCUCGCCAAGUAGAAGAUAUUUUUCAAUUUUGAAAGACUCUCAUGACGGUAUUUUUCAAUAUUAUAUUGGAUUUUCUAAGGCCCACUUUACCCAAGUCUUGGAGAGUACUCCAACUAUUACAAGGGAACAUCCAAAAGCAGCUACAGCUUUAGCUACUCUUUUAGUGAAGCAACAUACAGGAGAACCAAACCAGAGAUUAUGCAGUAUAUUUAAAAUGGCACGAUCAACGUUUGAAGAAAAAAUGAAUAGCGUUCAUAAACGCUUUGAUGGAUGAAUUUGUGCCAAGAUAUAUGGGAUAUAAUCAUAUUACUAUAGAAGAAGUUAUAUCGCGAUGCCUGGCUAUACCCAAUGCUUUGUUCGGUGGCCGAGAUGGAGAGGAACGAGCCAUUACCAUCCACGAUGGCACCUAUAUAUACCUGCAAAGAAGUACAAAUUAUUAUUUUCAGAGAAAGUCUUACAGUCUGCAUAAACGGCGGCAACUGUACAAACCCUUUCUAAUGGUCUGUCCUGGCGGCCACAUCAUAGACAUAUAUGGCCAUUAUGAAGCUACAACCUCAGACGCUACAAUUUUAAAUACUAUGCUUGUAAAUCGUCAAAAUCCGUUGAAUUGGUUCUAUAGACCUAAUGACGUGUUUAUUUUGGAUCGGGGUUUUAGAGAUGCCGUUAGUCGGCUCGAAUCUGCUGGUUACAAUGUACAGAUGCCAAUAUUGAGCACUAGAGGAACCCAGUUAAGCACAGAACAAGCGAAUGAGUCAAGAAAAGUGACAAUGUGUCGCUGGGUCGUAGAAACCAUUAACGGCCGUCUUAAAAAUCAGUUUAAACUACUAAUUAACGUAGUAAAUAAUAGAGCCCUUGGACAUUUAUUUAAGGAAAUUAAAAUAGCAGGGGCUCUGCUCAAUGCCUUUGGGCGUCCGUUGACGGAUCACAGGUUAGUGGCAGACAUUCUUCAACAAAUAACAAGAACAGCAAAUAUUGAAAAUCAUUUGGCAGCGUACGUCAUAGAGAAUAAUCUUAACGCUGUAAGAGCGCUUUCCAAGCUAUUACAGCUGGAGUUCUAGCCGUAAACGAUUUUCCCCUGUUGAGUUUGGACGACCUCAUCGUUUUUGCAAUGGGAACCUAUCAAUUGAAACAGGCCCGCAGUUACUAUGGAGAACACAUAAAAAUAAAUGGGUUUUACAGGAUUGAAGUGUGUAGGGAACAACAUCUACAUGAUCUGAGACGAUAUAAUAUUAUGGGAUCUAACUCAUGGCUAUUGAGAGGACGAAUCCAGUCACGCCACAGACAAGCUAAAACUUAUUACACUUACGUUUUAAUAGAAGAGGGUAUGCAAGGCAUACAAGCGAUACACGCUCAUUACUGCAGCUGCGUCGUGGGUAAACGCACUCUGGGGUGUUGUUCACAUACCAUGUCAAUUAUAUGGUAUUUAGGGUACGGAAGACAUCAAGAAAAUCUAACCGCUCCCGCUAUUUUACUAGAUGAUAUAAUAAUUCGACACGAUGUUGACAACGAAGCCGAUGAAUCGUUUGAUGACGAAUUGUAAUAUUAUGCUGUGCAAUAUAUUAAAAAAAAUAUUUUAAAUAUAUGAUAAUUUUCUUUUGUAUCACAGAAUUUUAUAUGCAACUCAAACCUCGUAAAGUAUUAUGCGUAGGUACUGAAUAAUGCUUAGUAGUGUAAGUAAACGGAAAAAUGAGACCAUUACAUGAUUUUGUUUUUCUCCUGACCUUUAGAGACUGAACUCGUACCGAGUUUAGC
This is a messenger RNA of Chilo suppressalis (striped riceborer), 3232 nucleotides long. Lineage: Eukaryota; Metazoa; Arthropoda; Insecta; Lepidoptera; Crambidae. The record is from the annotation of a GenBank genome assembly.